AUGGCUGCCAAUGAACUUGUUAACCUUUCGCUUGACGAAAUAAUUGCACGACAAGACAAGUUUAAGAAAUUUGGUGGUGCUCAACGCGGUAGAAGUCGCGGAGCCCGAGGUGGCGGUUUUUUUAGAAACGGUUUUCGUGGUCGACCAAUUCCAACCAUUGGUUUAGUUCAGCGUCAGAAGUUUGCUGGUCAGGGUGGACAAAGAGUUUUCAACGAGAAAUUAUGUACGGUUCACAUAUCAAAUCUUGGACCCAUGGUUACCACGAGAGAUCUGCAGGAACUUUUUGCCCGCCACCCUUACGUUGAUAUUGCAGUCCACUAUGAUCAGCGUGGUAACUCACGUGGAACAGCAGUUGUGCUUUUCCGACGUUUCGAUGAAGCAAUGCAGUUAAAAAGAGAAUUUACUGGUGUCAAAUUAGAUGGCCGUUUAAUGGAACUUUAUGCAAUGUCUAACUCGUCCACAUCUCCGGCUACCAGGGUUCUUCAACAGGGUCGUGUAUCUAAAUCUCUUAAUAGGCGAAAAUCAGGAGGAUUUGGUUCAAUAAAAAGUCCCGAUAAUUUCGGUGGUUUUCGAGUUUUAAGAGGCAGUCGGAGUAAAAUGGUGGGUAAUAGGCGCUUUCAAAUGACUGCAGAAGAACUGGACAAAGAGCUAGAUGCAUAUAUGCGGCAAGCAAAACAUACUCGAAUAGCGGCGCCGUAA
This is a messenger RNA of Enterobius vermicularis (human pinworm), 699 nucleotides long. The record is from the annotation of a GenBank genome assembly. Lineage: Eukaryota; Metazoa; Nematoda; Chromadorea; Rhabditida; Oxyuridae.